This is a messenger RNA of Perca fluviatilis (European perch), 5304 nucleotides long. Its product is annotated as homeobox-containing protein 1-like. Lineage: Eukaryota; Metazoa; Chordata; Actinopteri; Perciformes; Percidae. The coding region runs from base 383 to 1903 and encodes 506 amino acids. Gene Ontology annotation, biological process: positive regulation of DNA-templated transcription. The transcript is spliced from 10 exons. Gene Ontology annotation, cellular component: nucleus. Gene Ontology annotation, molecular function: double-stranded telomeric DNA binding. The record is from RefSeq and is a predicted model, not a curated record.
GCUGUGGUCACAUUAAAAACUGCAUCGCCUUUUGUGACAACUGUAGAUCAGUAAAGCCAUCAGCUCCCUCCCUCGCUUAUGUUUCGGGGACUUGUAGUUUUUAGUGUAAAGAAAGCCGGCGCACGGUAGGGGCCUUCGUGAGAGUAAAACUACAGUUCCCUCAGAGCUACUCGGAGGUGUUAGUUGUCAAUAUGGCUGUUGUCAGACAGACAAAGCAGAGAGGCAAAUAAUUCGCCUCUGAUUAGAAAUCCUUGGUAAGGGGUCGGACGGGGCACUGUAAUCAUAUUGCGUUAUUGUUCGGCUGCAGUAAAAAGACACAACGGGUCUUUGCUCAAGUUCUAAAGUUAAAUGGUUAAGUGGACGAUUUGAACCGAGCAGCAGGAUGUCUGAGUUCAGCGAGGAGCCGCGCUUCACCAUCGAGCAGAUAGAUCUGCUGCAGCGGCUGCGUCGCACCGGCAUGAACAAGCAGGAGAUCCUGCACGCGCUCAACACUCUGGACCGGCUGGACCGGGAGCACGGCGACAAGUUUGGCCGCCGCACCUCUUCUUCCUCCUCCUCCUCCUCGUCCUGCUACGGAGUGGGCGGGGCCAACAACACCUCUGCCUCCAACACUACUACAUCGUUCAACAAUAACAACACUGCCUCGGCAACCGCCACCUCUUCGGCGACGUGCAACGGCGGCGAGAGCGCCGCCGCCGGAGGCGAUCACUCCACCGCCACCGCUGCCGCCGCCUCCUCGUCCACCGCCUCCAAAAUCUCCACCGCCACGCAGACGCAGUUCGGCAGCGCGGGGGCGCUCUCGCCGUCGCCCAGCAACAGCUACGAUACCUCCCCGCCCCCGGGCCCGCCGCCGCCUUCCGCCGUCUUGCCCUCGCCGGUCUCGCUGGUGGCUCUGUCGCAGAACGGGCGGGAUAGCCUGGCCGCCACGCCCAACGGGAAGCUGUCCCCUCCCAGGUACCCAGUGAACAGCGCGGCGGCGGCGCGGGCGUUUGGGUUCGAGGCCACAGAGGAGGACCUGGACAUCGACGAUAAGGUGGAGGAGCUGAUGAGGAGGGACGGCAGCAUGGUGAAAGAGGAGAUCAAAGCAUUCCUGGGGAACAGGAGGAUCUCUCAGGCAGUGGUGGCACAAGUUACCGGCAUCAGCCAGAGCAGGAUCUCCCAUUGGCUACUACAGCACGGCUCCGACCUGAGUGAGCAGAAGAAGAGGGCCUUCUACCGCUGGUACACGCUGGAGAAAACCACGCCAGGUGCCACUCUAAACAUGCGGCCAGCUCCGUUACCUCUGGAGGAAAUGGAGUGGAGGCAAACCCCACCCCCCAUCACCACUGCCCCCGGAACCUUCCGGCUGCGUCGAGGAAGUCGCUUCACCUGGAGAAAAGAGUGCCUGGCUGUGAUGGAGAGCUACUUCAACGACAACCAGUACCCAGAUGAGGCCAAACGGGAGGAGAUAGCAAACGCCUGCAAUGCUGUUAUUCAGAAGCCAGGAAAAAAGCUGUCUGAUCUGGAGAGGGUUACCUCACUGAAAGUUUACAACUGGUUCGCCAACCGUCGCAAAGAGAUCAAGAGACGGGCCAACAUUGAAGCCACAAUCCUGGAGAGUCAUGGGAUAGACGUCCAGAGUCCAGGGGGGCACUCUAACAGCGACGACAUCGAUGGGAACGACUUCUCAGAGCAGGCAUGUGACCUGCCCUAUUUUGACAAGAGACCUCUCAGCCGACCCUUUGGCCUUUACCGACUGGAGCCCACCUCGCCAACACAGGACGACGGCGCGGCGCACAGCGAGCACCAGGACCCCAUCUCUCUGGCUGUGGAGAUGGCCGCCGUCAACCACACCAUCCUGGCCCUGUCCCGGACCGGGGGGGUGCCCAGCGACAUCAAGACCGAGUCCCUGGAGGACGAAUGAACUGCACAGGAAAACUGGAUGGAGGCAGCGGAAGAGAGAAAUGACCCAGGCGAGAGGGAGGAGGAGGAAAAGGAAGGAGGAGUGAAACGGGGAGCUUUAAAAAAAAAAAAAAAAAAAAAGAGAGACCAAAAUAAUGCUACUUAGUAAACCUUCUGAAUCUGUCCCUCAGCCAGCCCCCUGCCAGCUGUUCUCUCUCUCUCUCUCUCUCUCUCUCUCUCUCUCUCUCUCUCUCUCUCUCUCUCUCUCUCUCUCUCUCUCUCUCUCUCUCUCUCUCUCUCUCUCUCUCUCUCUGCUUCCCCCCUCCACUCCCCUCCUCCCACAAAAUCCGAUAAAACGGUAAUUCCCCCCCACCCCAUCCCACCCAGUCUAUUGACACAGCUGGCGGAAGUGUAUAUACACUAUACGUCCUCUGAUCCCGAUGAAAAUGUUCCACGGAAAACAAGAGAGGGGGGGGGGGCGAUCCAGGCCUUUAACCCCCAAAACAGUGGCCGUUGUCUGGAAUGUGUGUCCCCCAGGAACUCCCCCUCUUUUCCCCUGAAUACACUCUCUCUCCCCCUCUCUCUCUCUCUCUCUCUCCUCACAGGAUACCUCUUCUCUUCCCCCUCCUCCUCCAUCUCCUUCCCUCUCCAGCCUGGUUGUCUGAGCCGAUCUUCAGUCUGUCUCACCUAAGCAACAACCUCAGAAAAAUAAUGUGUACUGUGUAUAUAUAUAUAUAUAUAUAUAUAUAUAUAUAUAUAGUUCUCAGCCACACUCUACCUACCGACGUACCCCUCAAAAAUCCACCCUCUUCAUUGUGCAAUUCAUCGGAAGAGCAGCCUCCAGCCGCCGUCUGGGGAACGAUGGAUGGAAAGAUGGAUGGUGAGAGUUUCCUUUUCAGAAAGGACUGUAACUGUCCAGUCACUGUCCUAUAUCUUCUCUAGUCCUCCUUCCUCAGCGGAGGGGCUUUUUGCUUUCCGACAGUAGAUCUGCCGUUGGAUGAAAACCUCUAAAAAAAAAAAAAAAAGUCAGCUAAAAAGAAGUAGCCUUAAUUUCAUACAGACGACUACACCUUUUACUUAUUGCAGUACACAGCAGGGGGUUUUUUUCCCUCCCCUGACAAGGAACAGCAAGAAACGUUUUAGUAUAUGCAUCGGAAAUGCGAAAGAGUUGUGUCGAGGUUUAUGUCCAACAGCAGCAGUGGUUCUAGUUCAGUUUGAGCCCACCAUGGCGACUGGAUAUCCAAUCAUUUUGCCUUGGGAUUUAGCUUCCCAGUGACACUAUUGUUAAGUACCUGAGGCUAUGAGAAUCAAUUUAGGGUAAAUGUGAUAAUCAAGCAAACUUAAGCUAAUCUAAUAAGGGGGAAUUGUGCUUUUUGUUUUUAAAUGUCAAUGUCAUCAAUGCCAAAGGAAUAGACGCUCGGAGCAACAAGCUAAGCUAAGCUAAGAGGCUAAGCUGAGACUGAUCUAAAAAUGGUGUUCGCCACGUUCAUCCAAAGCGAUUUCUACUAACUCCCUUUGGCGUCCGUAGGUUAUUUCUCCUCUCAGUGAAGCGCCUGGAGCCAGCGUGCCGCUGUACGUUGGGCUCGGCUCUACAGCAGGCCUGUGUCGGUUAAAGAUAGGUAUUAGCAGCCAGACAUAUAACGAUAAAAUACCCCUAAGCUAUUUACUACUUGUUCUGUGACGCUGCCUCUUUAUAAUAAGCCUCAAGAAUGUGCAUUCAGAAGAUUUUUGUUUUGUUUUUUUAAAUAUCAGUGCUAUCAAUUUAGACCAAAUCCACACUGGAAAUGGUUAAGAAUAUCAGAACUUCUGAGACGAUUGUUUGUUUUGUAAUUAUUUCAUCUAUAUAGCCUCAAAGGUAAAAGCACCACUUUGAAGGGAAUCAAAGACAUUGAAAGUGGUGAUAUUUGAAAUAAUUUCUUUCUUUCUUUUUUUUUUGCCCCGGGUGGAACUUUUCCAAAACCAUCUUUGACCGGAGAUGAUCAUGCUGUGUUCCUUUUUAAAGGUGUAGGUUUCUGGGGGGCUCACUCAUUCUCAAGUACUGCUCUUCAAAUUUAGCCUUUUAGAGUGAGAAAGGUAAAAAUAGUAGUGACAUGAGAAGAUGAAUAACACCCUCAAUGUCUGUAUGCUUAAUAUGAAGCUAGAGCCAGGAGACGGUUAGCUGAGCUGAGCUUAGCUUAGUUUAGCUUAGCAUAGCUAGCCUGGCUCUGUCUAAAGGUAAAAUUAGCUUUCUACUCCCACCUCUAAAGCUCACCUAUUAACCCGUUAUAUUUGCUCUUAUUGAAGCCAUACUAAAAAUUUCGUGGUUUUACGUGCAACUUUUACUCAAACUUUUUUUUUUGGUCUGGUACUUCUUGUGCCCUUUAAAAAAAAAAACUACUUUUACAGGAGAUAUAACGUGUUAGUGAGCUUUUGAAGUGCUAGUAGAAAGAUAUUUUCACUUUUAGACGGAGCCAGGCUAGCUGUUUUCUCCUGCUUCCAGUCUCUACGCUAAGCUAGGCUAGGCUAAGGGCCGUUUUGCAGUCGCCGCAGCCGAGCUAGCGCGCGCCAACGUGACGUCAAAGCGACGCAGAUCUCGCUGGCGCGCCAGGAUUCAAUUUUUUUCCAGCGGCGCGCGACAAAGCGGAAACGUGGAAGCAUGGACGAGUUUGAGGGUAGCCGGAUGCCAGGACUCUGAGUGACUGCAAGUCUCUCCUGUAAACUUCCCGGGUUAAGAGGAGUUCUUUUAUGGCGAAUGAAAGGCUUGAUCCGACGAAGUAGGUCAUCGAAUCAAAUCGAAGCAUUGACGUCAACGCGGCUGCCAGUUCUGCCAUUCCUUUCCCUUUUUCUUCAUCUUCCAGUCCGUAGAAAGAGCAACGUCGGUAGCCUCUCCUCAUUAGCGCCACCUCUGUUCAGGAGAAGAACUGCAACUAGCGCCGCGACCACCACGCGCGAGUGUAAAUAGUCACGGCGGCUCCCAUGACGUCACUUUUGCGUGCGACAGGUCGGCUGGCGCCGAGUACACCGCACGUUGCGCGGCCGCCUCCCUGUAGCUUCAUAUUUAGCGUACAGACGUGCCGCUGACAGUGGCGUCACUCUUCUCCUCGGACUCUCAGCGAGGAAGCAAAUGAGCACAUUUCUGUGUGUCAGACUAUUGCUUUAAAGGAACCCCUGCCUGAGGGAUGGUUUUGGAGAACCGGGAACUAUUCCACAAAGCAGGAACUCUUCAUGUACUUCCUCAUGUUUUUAGAUAGUCAAAUACGGACAUGAAUGAUGUUCUACAUAAUCUGGAAUCUGUAUCCUGCUGGUAGAAAGGCUCCCAGCCCCUGGGCUCUAGUCUAGUGAAGCUCUAUUUAAAUCUUUAAGAAAUCGCUCCUGCGAUUCCAGUGACUCCGUACUGGGAACUGUGUUUCAAAAAGAAAGGGUUGAAAGAUAAAAAAAAAAAAA